Hypoxylon fragiforme is the source of this 315-nucleotide messenger RNA. RefSeq lists its product as uncharacterized. Bases 1 to 315 code for a protein of 104 amino acids. The record is from RefSeq and is a predicted model, not a curated record. NCBI's taxonomy places the organism in Eukaryota, Fungi, Ascomycota, Sordariomycetes, Xylariales, Hypoxylaceae. The transcript has a single exon.
AUGAUCGACGCGGCGCUCAAAACUCGAGAUCACACUCUCAGGCGCGUGGCCGGCACGAACGGCGUGUAUAAUCCGGCCUGCAUGUGGCUCGCGAUGGUAAACCCCCGCGUUCAACGAGAGUGUGCGCGCGAGAGAGAGCCGCUGAGUCUGGUGCUGCUUGCGCACUGGGUUGUCACGCUGAAGUAUGUGAAAGAUAUUUGGUGGAUUCGGGGGUGGCCGGAACGGACGGUGCGGGCUGUGUGGGGGGGAGGUGGGAAGGGAGUAUGGGGGGUUGAUGGGGUGGGUGAGGGAGAAGGUGGGGAUGGGUUGGGGUGA